AUGGCAGCACCGCUAGACUUCAGCCUCCCAACAGCCUUGAUCCUAAUUGAUAACCAAGCCGCUUUCUGCCAUGAACCAACAAUCUCACACUGGGGCACCACACGCUCCAACCCAUUCUACGAAGUCAACCUCCAAGCACUCCUCACUGCAUUCCGGACUGCAAAGUCUACCUCUCCUUCUUCUAUCCUUGAAGUCAUUCACAUCUUCCACUCAUCCACAACCCCAGGAUCACCACUCCACCCCUCCCACCCCGCACAGGGAACCCGCCCGCUAGACUUCGCGACUCCUGCAUCGGAUGGGUCGGAGCCUGUGUACUGGAAAAGUGUCAACUCGUCUUUUAUUGGGACGGAGCUUGAAACGCAUCUGCGUGAGAAGGGGUUCCGUCAACUCAUUAUUGCCGGUUUGACGACUGAUCAUUGUGUUUCGACUACUGUGCGCAUGGCGUCUAAUUUGGGGAUUGUGGAUCGGUAUGUCGGGGACGGUCCUGUUAGGUUGAGGGCGGAUGGGAGCCAUGAGAAGGAGGUUGAGGUUGAUAAGGGACGGAUUGUCCUUGUUGCUGAUGCUACUGCUACUUUUGGGAAGGCCGGGAUUGAUUCAGAGACUAUUCACAAGGUUACUGUUGCUAGUCUUGAUGGGGAAUUUGCUGAUGCUUUUGGGACGGAGGAGGUUGUGAAGGCUUUGAGGAGGGUUAAGAAAUAG
Messenger RNA from Penicillium antarcticum, 699 nucleotides. Its product is annotated as putative isochorismatase family hydrolase. The record is from RefSeq and is a predicted model, not a curated record. The coding region runs from base 1 to 699 and encodes 232 amino acids. Lineage: Eukaryota; Fungi; Ascomycota; Eurotiomycetes; Eurotiales; Aspergillaceae. The transcript has a single exon.